Scophthalmus maximus (turbot) is the source of this 2232-nucleotide messenger RNA. Its product is annotated as purpurin. The coding region runs from base 1084 to 1752 and encodes 222 amino acids. The transcript has 6 exons. The record is from RefSeq and is a predicted model, not a curated record. Lineage: Eukaryota; Metazoa; Chordata; Actinopteri; Pleuronectiformes; Scophthalmidae. Gene Ontology annotation, molecular function: retinol transmembrane transporter activity; retinoid binding.
GUCUGUGAAGGUAUGCCACGUCACACUGUGGUGUCGUUCAGCACUUUGCCGAUGCUGACGUGGCCUAAACCUCCUUGGGUACAAAUGUUCAAAUUAAUAUUUAUGUCAUGUUUUGUCUGGCCCCAUGACUUCAGGUCGAACCCUCCGGCAGCAACGAGACGACGGUGCGUUACUUAACUGAGCUCGAGACAGCAGACGGGAACUCCCGAGUCACUGCUCACGUAACAUGACAGGAAUUCAUUACCGAAUUAUGUGCAGGCUAUUGUUUUGUAUUUUGAUUUGUGGUGCUUGUCGUGCUGAAAAUGUUCAAUUUGUCUCUAGUUUCCCAUCACACUGCCCUUUAUGUCUGAAAGCAUUUCAUAUCUGAAUGUGUAAAUGAUUGAAUUUGUGGAUCUUUUGUGUUCAGUAAGCAACAACACCCCUAUAAAUAUUUAGGUGCACUUAAAAUCCCUCUCCCAUUAAGCAAAGCAGAAUCUAUUAAUAAUUGAAGUGAGCCAGUUUAUUUUUGCCCCCAAUCAUUAGGCCAGUUGGGAACGUAAUGAAGUCUAAACAACAGAACAGGAAACACUUCUGGGCAGUCAUGAGCUUGCUGUUUGUUCUUGGGAAUUUUUGAAUUUGUUCAGAGAUUUGGGAACUUCAGUUGAGUACUGACAAAAAGACUUUUCCUGGUUUACACUUUAUGUACAAAACCACUCAUCUCUCCUGGUCUUUCAGUUACUCUGUAUUCACACUCUUUUCUCACAUGCGUGACUAAAUAUAUCUGAACUAUUGAAGCACUUGGACCAAUGAAGGUUCCCACGUGACCUCGGUGCCCCAAAAAUACACUAGUUUGCUCCUGUAAAAACCUCCGCCGUGGACGUGUGACUUGAGGCUCAGCCCACCUCUUUAUCCCCCGGGGGGCCAUUAUACGCCACUGAAAACAAUUACAUAAAGCCCCACACACUGAAUUGGCGAGGGUUCAUCUGCUUAUAACAGGGGAUUUUGGUUAACUGGAUUAGCAGUAGAUUUAAACUCUGCAUUUAGGUCCAAGAAGUAAAAAAUAAAUCGGUGAGCUCGUCUGCGCAUCGCGUAUAAAAGACCGACAUGACCGACUCCUCGACACAGCUCGGACACGGCAACGGCUCUGCACUGAAAACCUCCCGCCUCUUCAUCCUUCACCUCAGAAUGGACUAUCAACUGAUUGCCCUGGCGAUGUUGCUCAUGGCCUUCAUUGAGCAGAGCCUGGCCUCCUGCGUGGUGGACAGCUUCACCGUCAAACAGGACUUCGACCCCGUGAGAUAUGCUGGAAAAUGGUACGCUCUGCAGAAGAAAGACCCCGAGGGCUUGUUCCUGCAGGACAACAUCUCUGCUGAGUACACCGUCGGAGAUGACGGUGCCAUGGUGGCCUCCUCCAGGGGCAGAGUCACUCUCUUUGGGUUCUGGGUUGUGUGCGCCGACAUGGCAGCGCAGUACUCGGUGCCCGACCCCGUCACCCCUGGCAAGAUGUUCAUGAACUACCAGGGCCUGGCCAGCUACCUGUCGAGUGGCGGUGACAACUACUGGGUCAUCGACACAGACUACGACAACUACGCCAUCACCUACGCCUGCCGCACCCUGAAGGAGGACGGCAGCUGCGAGGACGGCUACGCCAUUGUUUUCUCCCGCAACCCCCGUGGCUUCUCCCCCGCCACCCAGAGGGUCGUCCGCCAAAAGCAGGAGGAAAUCUGCAUGGCCGGACAGUUCCAGCCCGUGCUGCAGUCCGGAGCUUGCUAAGCUGGUUCACUGAGCAGCCGUUCAUCACGGUGCCCGAGACGAAGACGGUUCCUCCUCUCCGAGAUGCGAAGAGGAGAAUAAUCCUGUUGUACUUAUGAUUUGCCAUGUUCCAACAGCAAUACGACGAACAAGCUGUUGAAUCCAAUUCAGUGCCCCGUGAACAAAUGUAAUCAAUACUGCCAAAACAAAAAUAUACUCCCAGGCCUAACCUAACAACAACAAAAAAUCUAUUAUCGCAUUAGUGAAUAUGAGAAUAGAACCAACCGUGCAGUAUAGUCACACAGAUGGAGAAUAUCUGCACUGAAUAAUCAUUCUGUAUUUGGUAACAAUAAAUUUUUGUACAAAAACUUGCUGUUGUCCUCAUCUUUGGAGAAUAAGAACUAGAGCUGCAACAGCUGAUCGACUAAUUAAUUAGUAAUCGACUACUAAAUUAAUCGCCAACUAUUUUGAUAAUCGAUUAAUCACAACUCGUACUUUGUA